UGCUUACUGGGUUCCCACGCAGGAGAAGAGGAAGAUGCCGGUGACGGUGUGGUCGAUUUCCAGUGUUACAAAAGGUUUAGAGUGAGAUUUGGCUGUGGAAGUGUGGAUUUGACUGGUAAAUCAUCAUUUGGGGAGGAUGGCUGCAACUACGCCCACCUCGGCCCCGCCUCCCAAAAAGAGCAGAGGAAAACAGGAAAUAGAAACUCUACAGACAGCCAAUGAAGAGCUGAGGAGCCGAUUGAGUGACUUGCAAAAUGAACUGCAACAGGAAAGAGGCAAGGUGGGUAAAUUACGGGAACGUUUGCAAGAGUUACGGGCCCAACGAGAGACUGAGCAGCACAAGCACUCGGUCGCUCUCACUGAACUCCGCGUCAAGCUCCAUGAGGAGAAGCAGCGAGAGGUGGCGGCCACACGAGAGAGCCUGUCUCGGCAACACGAGACCGAGCUGGCCCGGGCGGCACGUCUCCGCGAGACAGAACUGGCCCGGCUUCAGGCGCUGGUGUGUAUUUUACGGGACGGAGCCAGCAGCGAGCUACGUAGUGCCCUGAAGGAGGAGGCACGAGAGGAGGCCCGCAGGAGCUACGAGGCAGAGAAACUCAGGCUCACGCAGGAGCUGCAGGAGGCGAAGACGUCACGGCGGCAGGCAGAGGAGGCACUCUCCAAUGCUGUGCAGGCCGACAGAGCCAAAGCUGCCGAUCUCAGAGUGGCCCAUCAAGCUCAUCAGGAGGAGAUCCAGAGAAUCAAACGCGAGAGUGAGAGGGAAAUCCGGAGACUGAUGGACGAGUUGAAGAGCAGAGACCGUGUGGUGCAGUCACUGGAAAAAGAGCUGGGAGUGCAGGCGGGACAGACACAGCGUCUACUGCUGCAGAAGGAGGAAUCAGAGCGGCAUUAUGGGAGUCCGAAGAGAGAGGUGGCGCCGUCUCUCGGGGAAAACUCAGACUCUGUCAAUAACCAGGACAUGGAUGAGAGGGAUGUAAGGAGAUUUCAGCUGAAGAUUGCUGAGCUGCAGGCAGUCAUCAGGAAACUAGAGGAUAGGAACACCCUGCUUUCAGAUGAGAGAAACGAACUGCUGAAACGAGUGCGAGAAACAGAUGCAGAGAUAAAGCCUCUCAUGGAAAGGAAUAAACGGCUGAAUAAAAAUAAUGAAGAGCUGCAGCAGACUCUACAGCGCAUGGAGGACAAACUGAAGACACUCAGCAGAGAGAACGCAGAACAGAAAGAGAAAUCCCAGCAGAACUUGCAGCCGGGUGGGCUGAAGAGACACACCUCUCUAACGGACCUGAGUCACGCCCACGAGCAACAGGAAGUCGAGUAUCUGCGCUUGCAAAUCAGCGAGCAGCGUGGUGUUAUUGAUGAGCUCACGCAGGAACGGGACAGGCUGAUAAUCAACAAAAAGAACAGGCGAAAAAACAUCAAGUUGCCCAGGAGGCAUGUUGUGGAGACAUAUUUUGGAUUUGACGAAGAAUCUGUCGAUUCUGAAACGUCAUCUCUGACAUCAUAUAACACCGACCGUACAGAUCACACCCCUGCCACCCCUGAAGAGGAUCUUGAAGAUGUAUGUCAUGUAAUAAAUUAUUUUACAAACCUUAAUACCUGCACUAAACACUCUUGCAGCUCACCUACACCUCCGUUCAAAAGUUUGGGGUCAACACGGGAGCAGCUGCAGACGGAGUUGAUUGGCUGUCAGGCACGGAUUGCCGACCUGGAGCGGAGCUUGGCAGAGAAGGGGCAGGACUCAAAAUGGGUGGAGGAAAAGCAAAAUCUUCUCAGGGUGAACCAGGAACUCAGAGAAAAGAUAGUAUCGCUGGAGCAGUGUGAAAUGCGAUUACGCUCUGAAGUUCAAGACACCCUGGAUCAGAAUGAGCUGCUUGAAUUCCGCAUUCUAGAACUGGAAGAGAGGGAACGCCGUUCUCCUGCCUUUAACCUACAAAUCUCUGCCUCUGAAAACAACAGUAUCCUACAGCUACACUGCCAGCAAGAGGGUGUCAAGGAUGUCAUCAUUCCUGACCUCAUGAAAAAGCUUGACAUUCUUGGGGAUAAUGGGAACUUGCGAAACGAGGAGCAAGUGACAGUCAUUCAAGCAGGCACUGUGCUGUCUUUAUGUGAAAAGUGGCUGAAGCAGAUCGACAGCACUGAGGCAGCCCUGACACAGAAAAUGAUUGAUCUGGAGAAUGAAAAGGAGCUGUUCAGUAAACAGAAAGGUUUCCUGGAAGAGGAACUAGACUACAGGAAGCAAGCUCUCGAUCAGUCCCAACUGAGGGUGCAGGAGCUGGAGGCCACAUUAUACGCUGCCCUGCAGCAGGAUCCAGACAGCUGUGUGGGGGAGAGUUUGAGUGACAGGCAGCGAGCGAAGCUGGCCGAGUCAAUGGAUGCAGUGCGGAGACAGAUCCUGCGGCAGAGUCGCCAUGCCGACACGCUCAUCCUACAACAGCGCAUGGAGCUCCUCCAGUCUGCGCAGCAGAGGAUCAGAGAACUUGAAGAUAAGAUUGACAUGCAGAGAAGACAAAUCAAAGAGAUUGAAGAGAAGUUUUUGUUCCUUUUUUUGUUUUUCUCCCUAGCUUUUAUUCUCUGGCCUUAACCCCCCCCCCCC
This is a messenger RNA of Sinocyclocheilus rhinocerous, 2590 nucleotides long. RefSeq names its product janus kinase and microtubule-interacting protein 1-like. The transcript is spliced from 20 exons. Gene Ontology annotation, molecular function: GABA receptor binding; microtubule binding; kinase binding. The record is from RefSeq and is a predicted model, not a curated record. The coding region runs from base 137 to 2578 and encodes 813 amino acids. NCBI's taxonomy places the organism in Eukaryota, Metazoa, Chordata, Actinopteri, Cypriniformes, Cyprinidae.